AUGACAGUGAGUUUUCCCCAUUCCGUCAAAAUAUGUACAAACCCAACAAAUAUUUUGUCAGACCCCUUCAAAACUCAAUUCUGAAAAUUACUCGCCAAUUCGUCGUCUCUCAAAAACGCUGCCAAUUUUGAAAAAAGUCGGAGAAAAAGUGAAUAUUCCGCAGGGCGGACAAUUAGUUUGUUGUUCUUCGCGAGAAAAUGGAGAAUUAUUCUUGAAAAUCGAAUAUAAUCGCGAAUUUUUGAUGAAUAUUUCAACAAAUUCUUUCAUCGCCAAACAAAGACCAACGAAUUUUGCUGAAAUUAUUGAAGAAUUUCCAGAAUUAUUGGGAGAUUGGAUGGGAACAUUUGAAGAGAAAAAAGAAAAAGAAAAAGAAAAUGGAAGUGCAAUGAAAGAUGAAAAAAUAAAUGAAAAUAUGAAGAAAAUAAUUGGAAAUGCAAUUCGUGGUCCAAUCACACCUGUUUCAAAAAAUAUUAUUGAUUCGCAUUUUGAACAUAUUUGGACACCAAAACAAUUGUUUAAUGAAAAUAUUGAGAUGAGUCCAUCGGGUUGUCCAAUUAUUCGACAAAAUAACAAUAUUAUUAGAAAUCCAGACUUCUCGUAA
Messenger RNA from Caenorhabditis angaria, 601 nucleotides. The record is from the annotation of a GenBank genome assembly. NCBI's taxonomy places the organism in Eukaryota, Metazoa, Nematoda, Chromadorea, Rhabditida, Rhabditidae.